Messenger RNA from Leptopilina heterotoma, 531 nucleotides. Its product is annotated as odorant receptor 46a-like. Lineage: Eukaryota; Metazoa; Arthropoda; Insecta; Hymenoptera; Figitidae. Bases 1 to 531 code for a protein of 176 amino acids. Gene Ontology annotation, cellular component: plasma membrane. The transcript is spliced from 3 exons. The record is from RefSeq and is a predicted model, not a curated record. Gene Ontology annotation, molecular function: olfactory receptor activity; odorant binding. Gene Ontology annotation, biological process: detection of chemical stimulus involved in sensory perception of smell; sensory perception of smell.
AUGUAUUUAAUUUUACACACAUUAAAUGAUAUCGAUGAAUUUUCCGAGACAUUAUGUUGGGUUAUUUCGACAAUUGUCGUUUGUUUGAAAAUGACAAAUAUCAUUUUACGAAGAAACGAUAUUAUAGAUUUACUGGAAAUUUUGAAUAAAAAUUCUUUUCAACCUCGUAAUAUUGAUGAAAAAAAUAGACAGGAGAAAUUUGAUUUUACAUCAAGAAAAUACACAAAAUUCUUUUUCAUAAUAAUUUUUUCCACAACAGUGGCUUUGACAAUUGGAGGAGUAAUGAAGGGAAAUAAUGCCAAUUUGCCAUUUAAGGCGUCAUAUCCAUUCGAUGAAAAGCGUGUGGAAACAUUUUGGACAUUAUACAUUAUUCAGUGUUUAAAUAUUUACAGUAGUGGUUGUGUGACAGUUGGAUUUGAAACAUUGAUCAUGGUGUUGAUAAUUCAAAUUUGCUCUCAACUAGAUAUAAUUUAUCAUCGUCUUCAAACUCUACCGGAUUUACAUAAUAAAUUUAGUUCAGCGAUAAGUUGA